Dendrobium catenatum is the source of this 1635-nucleotide messenger RNA. Its product is annotated as probable protein phosphatase 2C 74. Gene Ontology annotation, molecular function: protein serine/threonine phosphatase activity. The transcript has 3 exons. Gene Ontology annotation, biological process: protein dephosphorylation. The record is from RefSeq and is a predicted model, not a curated record. NCBI's taxonomy places the organism in Eukaryota, Viridiplantae, Streptophyta, Magnoliopsida, Asparagales, Orchidaceae. Bases 520 to 1518 code for a protein of 332 amino acids.
AAAAACAGUGAAGGUGGAAUUUGAAGAGGGGGAGAGAGAGUGAGUAGAGGAGAGGGGGAGAGAGAGUGAAAGAAAGAGGGGGAGCUCGGGUAAAGUAAGUCUUGCACUAUAAUUUUGUAUUCCUAUCUUUCCAUCUGUUUCUUCGCCAAUCGAGAUAUUGCUCACUUGCUCUCGUGCGCUCUGGUAUCCUUUUCUCGCUUUCCAUCGAUUCUGCAAAUCUGGUUCUCCUCUAGUGCAGCACAUCGUUUGAUUCUGAACAUAAAUAUUCCCAGUUAAGUUUGCCGAUUUCGGGGCGGAUCUCAGUUAAAAUUUGUAGCUUUUGAAGAAAAGGAGGGGAAGAAAGAAGAUUAUCCCAUUGCCAAAGAGGAAUUUGUGUUGAUUUGAUCCGACCAGUUUGCGUUGAACUUUAUCGGAGUGAGUUUCUUGCCGAAGAAAUCGACGGAUCUUUCAAUAGAAAACAGGGGAGUAAGCUGUUUAGCUAUCCUGGAGUGCAUACUCGAUUUUUUCAGGGCCCUUAGCAUGGGCUCUUGCCUGUCGUCCGACGGCGACGGCGGGCGGAGCAGCUUGGGGCCGUCGUCUUUGGGAACUGGGUCGCCAUCGCUGGGUUCUCGUAAGGGAAAGAGGGUGGGAAGGAGGCAGAGUUCGUCCCGGCACUCGUUGUUGGAGUCGAACCGUGUUGAUGACCAGCUCCAUCGGAUCCCGGGAAGGAUGUGUCUUAAUGGGGAAAGCAACAUAGCCUCCCUCUUUAGCCAGCAGGGAAAGAAAGGAAUUAACCAGGACGCCAUGAUUGUUUGGGAGACGCCACUUUCAUAUUUUUGUUCUAGCUCCAUAUUACAGAUUUGUAUUAAACACUUUUCUCAUAUCAUGAAUCUUAAUUUUUCAGAGGAAGCAGAGAGAAUUCGACGACACAGAGGUAGGGUGUUUGCUCUUAAGGAUGAGCCAGAAGUAGCAAGGGUUUGGUUGCCAAACUAUAACUCUCCUGGCUUGGCUAUGGCUCGUGCUUUUGGAGAUUUCUGUCUCAAAGAUUUUGGCCUUAUUUCAGUGCCUGAGUUCUCCUACCGCCGCGUUACUGAGAAGGAUGAAUUCAUUGUUUUGGCUACUGAUGGGAUUUGGGAUGUGCUUUCCAACAAUGAAGUGGUCGACAUUGUUGCAUCCACCCCUGCUCGAUCUUCUGCCGCUCGUUCCUUAGUCAAUCAUGCGGUUCGAGCAUGGAGGUUUAAGUACCCAACCUCCAAAGUAGAUGACUGUGCUGUAGUAUGUCUAUUUCUGAACAAUGACGAACCUGAUAUCAAAGAACCAUCAAUGGAAUCAUCGGAUACGAACGGAGAUAAGCUGGAGCCAUCCACUCUGAACAACUGUGAGAAUGUAAGAACUUCAGUAGACGAGAACAGUAGUAUUAGAGAUGAUGGAUCUCUCUCUGAUUCACAGCUUCCUUCCACAACGGAGAGUGAAGAUUGGUCAGCAUUGGAGGGUGUGACGCGUGCCAACACAAUGUUGACCCUGCCCAGGUUUGUUUAGAAGCAGAGAUCUGCUAGCAACAAGAGACUAAGAAGUGAAGCGCUUCUAUUGGGAUAUUUUGUUUCUGUGAUUUUGGAACGUGCUUAAUGAAAGCGGUAUCAGCUUUAUUGGCGCCUA